GGAGCUAACUGUUCCCCAAAAAGAAGUGUGUCAGAUGAAGGCCAGCUUUGAGCUCGUGCCCGCUGCGUUUUGCGCUGAAAUAACUUGGGACGCGGGCAGGUGGUUACGGGACGGCCGGACGACGAAGCCUCACACGGACUUUUAUUCCCAGGACGUACCUCGUAACUCAGAUAAAAUAAUUCAUUGAGUCGGCGCUCCGUUUUUUGGGCAGCCAUUCCUCCCUGCAAGCACACGCUAUGGAAGGAGGGGCCCUAAACUAAACUAAAGGAGACCCGAACCACGCAGACCAGAAAAAAAAAAAAAACUCAAACCUCCAUCCGCCUCUUCGGAAUGAAUCUUCUCGUCUGAAUUGGGUGAAAUGCCUUGACCAUUCCCCCGCCGUACUAUGGCAGGUGUAGUCUCCCCUGUGGGUUUGGUGGAGAUGCUCAGGCCUCUGGUGUGUGCCCGUGGCCGGCGUGCACUGUUUCUGUUUACGGUGUUGGUAACAGUGAUCGCAGCCGACUCACCUGUUGCAGAUGAUUCUCUGUUGGCCUCUACAAAGCCCCCCAUGGGCGUUUCAGAACACGGUCAAAAUUCAACGCUGUUCGAACCGUCAGCCUUACCAGCCUCAUAUUAUUCUGCCUUUGAGAGCCCGGACUCACCUGAUGCCCUGCCAUCCAUUUCUGAACCAAACCUCCAAAACUCCAAUUCCUUCUCAAGAAGGGAAGUCCCUACAGAAGAAACACAUCCCCUUGCCACUCCUUCGUUAAGCCCCUCUGAACCUAUAUCGGGGUUUAGUCCACAAUUUGAGGCAGCUAAAUUCUUCACAGACUGGAAGUUGGCCAAGGCAAAGUCGUCCAUGCAAUCUUUCCCCCUCUCUCCAACUCCUACGAGAUACAAGCUGAAGCCUCAGACAAACGUAUCCAUGGCACCCUUAAGCCCCACUACUUUUACGACGCCAGUGUCACCUCAGCUCGACCCUAAAUCUGAUCAAAAAUCCAUCAGCAGGCAGCAGGAGGGUGCAUCAGAGCAAACAGCGGCAGUCGUGACCUCAUUUCCUGCUCAGCCCCUGGAGCCCCCUGAACUGUCUUUCGCUGACUUUGCGGCAGAUGACUCUCAUAGUAGAACCCUAGAGGUGAACCAGCUGGGUCCCAGCGGCGCCCCCUUGAAGGACAACCAACCAACACGGGACAUGCUAUUGAACCCGGAUGUGAUUCUGGCCCCGGGCUACCAUGUGCCUUUCAUCGACCCCCACCCCACAUUGCUUUCAUCUGAACCCACCGAGGUCCCUCCAGAGGACUUCUACCCCACCAACUCCAUGGAAGUAGACUGGGGAUCUGGAGACUACUUGGAGACAAUGUCCUUCCUGAAUGCCGAUGGUGAGGACUACCCCCUGGCCACGAAGGUGCCCUCCGACUCCUACGAUUUGGAGGACUAUACGGAAAGCUAUGACACAUCCUUCCCUCCCAGAGUAGGCAUUUCCCCUUCGUCCCUGCAACCUCUUGAUGCCUCGCGUACUGCCAGCCUCACCACGGCCUACAGUGCCAUCCUUCCGCUGAAAUCCAUUGAUCCCUCGUCAUUGUCCUCUACGAUUCACUAUACCCUGGACCCGAGUCCCAGAGCCAACAGCGAGGUACCCGACGCGUCGGACAUGAAUUUCCCCGAUUCUUUCACAAUUCAACCGACGGAUGUUCUCUUACCCGAUAUGAACAGCAUGGAGUAUUACGUCACUCAGUUGACCAUGGAGAAGGAAGGUUCAGACCCCGAAGCUGAACGCAGAGGGAACCGUACCGUGGUAUCCGUCAGUGCCACGGACACCGCACCCUCAGGCAGCGUCACGGAAGAUAGCAACUCGGCGGAGGACGGGUCCUCCAGUGAUCUAUCCGGGUUCGAGCCUAAAGACGAGUCAACGACAGCAGUAACGACGGAGGAGAGUCCUCAGCUGAUCAACGCCACUCAUUCUUAUCUGGAUCCAUCCGUUGACUCAUCCCACUUCUUUGAUCCAUCUCCUUCAGUCUGGGGGGGUCAAGUGUCCACCACGGAUUGGUCUGGUGGCCUGCUACCCAGUGCCACGGCGUUGCUGCCAGAUGAUGUCCUACUGUCCACCUCUCUGACUGAUGUCCAUUGGUUUGUUACAGAGUCUUUCCCAUCAAGCACCACUCCUGUCUUCACCGAUCCCACCGAACUUCCUGCCAACACCACAGCUGGCACGGAAGAAUUAACUCCCCAAGAGCCCACGAUCACAACCGAACAAAUUUUCAAUAUCACUUCAGUGUCAACUGAGCCCACAUCCAACUCUACUUUGGACCCCCCGGUCGUGUUGGGCGAUCAGGGGGUGACAGAAGAUCAAGUUGACAUCCCAGCCACAAUGACCUCAAUCCCGACUAGCAGCGAAGCUAACACCCACUCUGCUGUACCCGAAACCACAGCUGCCACCACUACUUCUCAUCAAGACACAACUAGAGCUACUGCCACCACCAGAGCCUCAACUAGUGUCAACGUCAACUCCACCACCAGCAAAAGCAACACAACAACAACAACAGCAGCAGCAGCGUCACGACCGUACCUCUGCCACCUGGAGAGGCCUGCUUAUUUAAUAAAGAUUGGUUUUCCUUCUGGGGCCACUGUUGGAUACGCCAAAUCUCAAGUGAGAGACAUUCUCAAAGGGGAAUUCAACAAGUCUAUGGAGCUCCAGGUUGUGGACCCCCCCCCAAAGUUUGUGUUCCGGGUAGUGUCCGGUCCUGUUGUGUACACAGCUAUUUCUGUCAUCAAUGCGCUGCGGAGGUCCGGGCGCCGAUUUCUGUCUCUGUCUCCCAACUGGACAACGCCAGACCGGAAAUAUCAAGUCCACACAGUGCUGCAGUUUGUUCCCGGUCACGUUGACGUGCGCUUCUGCAACUUCAGUGAGAGCGUCGAGACAGGUUUGACCAUGGCCUUUGCGGAAGUGCGUCGGCGCUCAAAGGAAACAACCAACUUCACCGUGCACGUUCUAAACAUCACCAUGGACGCUCCGAAAUAUCAGGAACGAAGGUUGGUGAGGCAACCAGUGGACUUGACCUUCACAGUCCGCGGUUCGAGCGGUUAUCUGAUGGGGUCAGAGGUCAGCAAUGCUCUGAUGAAGCUCACCAUGGUGGAAUUCAGCUAUUACAUGGGCUUCCCUGUACUACAGAUAGCUGAGCCUUUCCAUUAUCCAGAGUUGAACACCAGCCAGCUGCUUCGCUCCUCCUGGGUCAGAACAGUGCUCCUGGGUGUGCUCGACCAGAAAGUGGGUGAGAGGACCUUCCAAGCCAACAUGGAGCGCCGGGUGGCCAUGUUGCUGGGCGAGGCGACGGGAUUAAUCAGACGUGUCAGGAGAGCCACUCUAGUCGGCAACAACAGCGUGCAGGUUGUAAGUGCGAGCCGGCUGGUGGGUGCGGACCGUCCCCUGGAGAUGGUGUAUUUUGUGGAGGCUCCCGGUGGUCAGAGGAUGCCUGCAGCUCAAACAGCCAACCUGCUCAACAGCCUGGACGUUCAAAGAGCUGCCAUCGUUUUAGGAUAUCGGGUCCAGGGCAUUUUGGCACAGCCUGUGGAGAAGGUGGCGCACUCGCCCUCCGACGGCGAGAACACCAACGCGUGGAUCGUCGUCGGAGUUGUGAUUCCCGUCCUCGUCGUCGUCGUCAUCCUUUCCAUCCUGUACUGGAAACUGUGCCGCACGGACAAGCUGGAGUUCCAGCCCGACGCCAUGACCUCCAUCCAGCAGAGGCAGAAGUUGCAGGCUCCCAGUGUGAAAGGAUUUGACUUCGCCAAGCUCCACCUUGGCCAGCACAGUAAGGAUGAUGUCAUGGUGAUCCAAGAGCCUGCCCCGUCAGGACCCGGCCCAGGGCCCCUCCCCCCGUCCCUUAAAGAUGGCUUCAGUCCAUCUGAGAACGGGGAGAUCCCCACACCCAUCUCCAAAACCUCCACCAAGGCGUCCCGCAGCGGCCGGAGACGAGAAAGGAUCUCGCCAUCUGACGGGGACUCGGUGGUGAGUGACCGUUCCAGCGAGCGGGAAUCAACUGAGGAGAACCCGAGAGGCCACGCCAACGACGGCAAGCACAACCGCAAGGUCCCCAUCAAUGUUUUAAAUGGCAAGAAUAGAAUUGGUCCUCCUCCUCUUAAUUGUAAAAAUGAGGAGCAGCUGUCCUCAGCCUUCAUCUUUGAACAUGUUGAUCGGAUGUCUCGUGCCACGGAUGCCAGCAGGAGGCUCCCUAACAAAAUCCAGCUGAUUGCCAUGCAGCCCAUGCCUGUCCCACCACUGCACAGCCCGCCCAUCAAUGGCAAACUGUCUGACACCAACCAAAUCAACAAAGAGAUCCAGGUCGCAUUAAGGCACAAGUCGGAGAUCGAGCACCAUCGUAACAAGAUCCGUCUGCGUGCCAAGAGGAAGGGCCACUACGACUUCCCUGCUAUGGAGGACACGACGAGUGGCCUCGGAGACGCAAAGGACCAGGAUCGCAUCUAUCAGAAGGCCCAGACACAGAUCGAUAAGAUCCUGGACCCCGAUUCCCAGAUGCCCCCCUUCUUCAUGGAAUCCAAGAAAAGCAGCCGUGGAAGGCGUUCUCCCAAACAGAGAAUGAAGGAGCAGCUGAACGGAGGCCUAAUGGAGGCGGACAAAGACCACCUCAUCACUGACGACAGUGAUGCCGUUUACAGGAAGUGUCCUGGAGUCAACAACGUAGCCUACAUAUCGGACCCUGACCAAGGCCCAGGAUCGCCUCGCAGGAGCCCCUCCCCCACCGACGACGUCUUCCUGGGUCCCGGUUCCUCUCCCCCGGGGCACGCCCCUCCCCCACCCCCUUACAUGACUCCACAGCCUUCCAUUGAGGAGGCGCGGCAGCAGAUGCACUCGCUGCUGGACGACGCCUUCGCCCUCGUGUCGCCGACCUCUCAGGGCAGCACAGCCGGGAUCACCCUCCCUGGGGUCAACACCAACCCGCCUGUGUGCAGUCCUCCAGGUCGCGGCCCCAGACCUUGGGGUCCCUCUUACCAAGCUCUGGGUGCUUUCCCCGGUAGGUUCACUGACUUGAGCAUGUCCCCGUCUCCUGUCCAAGGCCUGACACCAAGGCGGGGCCUUGGCUCCUGCUAUCUGCCAGCAGGAGAAACUGCAGGUCAGUGUGAGCAGCUCCAGCCAGAUAGUCUGUACUCCAGCAGGGGCGUCUACGCGGAUGAGCGGCCCUCGUCUGCCAGGCCGCGACCAGUAGGGGGAACCACAGGUGCCCAGCUCCACCAUCUUACACAGGUGGGAUUGUCCAGUCGUAUGAAUGGUUACCCAGCAGGGGUGAGGGCGACCCCUGGGCAGAACGGAGGCCUCGGCUGGAGCCACUACCAUGGAGACAACUUCUCCAGGGCAGAGCCGGAAAAAGAUGCAUUCCUGGACUCUCCUGACUACACGUCCUCCUCUGCCUUUCAGGCGCCCAGAAGUGGUUUCAGGGAGCCUUCCGCGCCCCCCGUCCACCUCGACACCCCGGGGGCGGGAUAUCACUCUGCCCCACCUCCCCUGGAUACGGCUCCUCCCAACCACUCCUCCGCCUCCCUGAUAAAGGCCAUCAGGGAGGAGCUGCUGCGACUCUCCCAGAAACAGGCCGCCGUGCCCAGCUACCACAGCUGAAGCCCCCCCGGGCCUACGGUCCGUAGCUUCGACCAGUCACGCCACUGACCCCCCUGCCCGCCGGUGUUCGCCUAAUCCUGAAACUUACUUCCCAUGGAAGUCCCCGAGCGUGUACAGCAGAGAGGAAAGAAGCGAUGUCUUAACUGAAGGACUAUGCAGAGGAUAUCAACUGCUGUGCGUCACAUCUCAGACGGUGUUAUGGAGUGAGGAACAGUAAGGACGGUACAUGCUGGACGUAUGAGAGGACGGGACAUGGACCCCGCCUCGGGUCAGAGAGCUAUCGUGCCGUGUCACGGACGCCGGGGUCCGAGACUCGUUUUGAGAUUUUGCUGCAUUUAUUCCGACUCGGUAUUCUGUGUUUCACACUUUCAUUCUCAUGCUGCCUUCACUAAACAGGAAAACCCCCUUUCCUGUAAUUUAGGGAUGUUUCUUGGCCUACAGGUACUUUUUCGUGUUUUCUGAUGCAGGCCCUCAACCCCGUCAUCCCCAUCAGGUGCUACUUCACGUUUCCUGCCAUGAUAAGCCAUGCUAUGCCUUGACACUGUGAUGGAGUCCACCUGACCCAGUCUACUGUACAAGCCUACAGUGAGGUCAAAGUUCACAGCGAGGCGGUUCAGACAGUAGGCGCAAAGUGGCAGCCCCAGAGUCGCUCAUAUAAUAACCGACCAACCAAUAACACUAAUGAA
Molecule: messenger RNA, 6291 nt
Organism: Pungitius pungitius (ninespine stickleback)
Lineage: Eukaryota; Metazoa; Chordata; Actinopteri; Perciformes; Gasterosteidae
Product: UPF0606 protein KIAA1549
Exons: 22
Coding region: 386-5605 (1739 amino acids)
Source: RefSeq, a predicted model, not a curated record